Messenger RNA from Calidris pugnax (ruff), 333 nucleotides. RefSeq names its product XPA binding protein 2 (gene XAB2). Gene Ontology annotation, molecular function: protein binding. The annotation marks the transcript as partial. Gene Ontology annotation, cellular component: U2-type catalytic step 2 spliceosome; post-mRNA release spliceosomal complex; Prp19 complex. Gene Ontology annotation, biological process: mRNA splicing, via spliceosome; generation of catalytic spliceosome for first transesterification step. NCBI's taxonomy places the organism in Eukaryota, Metazoa, Chordata, Aves, Charadriiformes, Scolopacidae. The record is from RefSeq and is a predicted model, not a curated record. The transcript is spliced from 2 exons.
AUGCCCCGUAUCUGGCUGGACUACUGCCAGUUCCUGGUGGACCAGGGCCGCAUCACGCGCUCGCGCCGCACCUUCGACCGGGCGCUGCGGGCGCUGCCCAUCACCCAGCACCACCGCAUCUGGCCCCUCUACCUCCAGUUCGUGCGCAAGUACCCCCUGCCUGAGACCGCUGUGCGCGUCUACCGCCGCUUCCUCAAGCUGAGCCCCGAGAGCGCGGAGGAGUACGUGGGGUACCUGCGCUCCGUGGGGCGGCUGGACGAGGCCGCCCAGCGCCUGGCCCAGCUGGUCAACGACGAGCGCUUUGUCUCCAAGGAGGGCAAGUCCAACUACCAG